This is a messenger RNA of Staurois parvus, 313 nucleotides long. NCBI's taxonomy places the organism in Eukaryota, Metazoa, Chordata, Amphibia, Anura, Ranidae. The record is from the annotation of a GenBank genome assembly.
CAAUAUGACCACAGACAAAAAGUGGCUCUGAACCUGGCUGUAUACAAGACUCAGGAAGCCUCCAUUCCUCAGAGGGGACAUGGGCACUGAUCAUCAGUGCCUUGAUUAUCAGUGUAGCCACAUCAGUGGCACCUGUCAGUGUCCAUCAAUGCCACCUGUCCAUGCCCAUCAGUGCCACAUCAAUGUCACAUAUCAGUGCCUACCAAUGCACAUCAAUGCCACAUAUCAGUGCCCAUCUGAGCUUCCCUUCAGUGCCAGUCAGUGCCACCUAUCAAUGCCAGUCAGUGCUGCCUAUCAGUGCCAUAUAUCAGUG